AUGGCAUUGCCGUUCGACACCCAGUGUAACAUCGCUUGCACGGCAACGAGACAAUUCGCGUACAUACUGUUUCGAGACGAUUUGUUACGAGUGCUUUCGGACUAUCCUCAGUGUCGAGAAAGUGUAAGGACUCAAGCGGAGUUAAUGCAACACGAAGCUGGUGAAUUAUUCGACGAAGCCGUGACUACGGAAAUUGGUGAUUUCGAAGGGUCGUCACUGGAGGAGCGACUGGUUGCGAUUCGAAGCGUCCUUUCUGCGCUGGAAAACAGUGUAAACGUUAGCUACGAAAGGUUUAAGGUUGCCUUUUACAAACGGUGCUCCACUAAAGAAUAUCUGACUCGAUACGACGACAAAGACUCCACAUCGAUAGGACGGACGAACGACUGUGGACCAUCGACUCGGAUCAUCGGUUUUGAGGAAGACAAAGACGUCGCAACAUCCUCUUCACUUCGGGCUUGGUUGCCAACUUCGCUGAAAUUUAAGCCUCUAUGGACUUUUCUCCGCAUUGACAUGCGGGGUGCUGUUCGAGUGCGCUUCAAAAUUGCAGCGUCCUGCAGUGCUAUCUCAAAUUACUGUAUCCAAAGGAUUGACAAGAAGAAAAACCAAAUUCGCCGUGAGUGCAGUUCAUUUUCAGAUGAGCAUAACAUUGAAGAGAAAUGUCCGAUGAGUGGCUGUCAUUGGCAGUCAGAGUACGAGACAUUCUGUUGCUGUCAGUUCGACGACUGUAACGAAUGGAAGGCAGAUGGCACCGAAUACAAAGAGGGUGAAAUGGUGGCACCGAACAGUUUCACGACGUCAUCAACUUCACCACGAGAGAAAGCUGAGCGGAGUGCAAACUUUGUGAACACUCCAAAGACUUCACUUAGAACUCCGGUGACCCGAAGCGACAUUAUAAGUGUGGAUUGA
This is a messenger RNA of Angiostrongylus costaricensis, 906 nucleotides long. The record is from the annotation of a GenBank genome assembly. NCBI's taxonomy places the organism in Eukaryota, Metazoa, Nematoda, Chromadorea, Rhabditida, Metastrongylidae.